This is a messenger RNA of Salvia splendens (bonfire salvia), 1274 nucleotides long. RefSeq lists its product as uncharacterized. The transcript has 3 exons. Lineage: Eukaryota; Viridiplantae; Streptophyta; Magnoliopsida; Lamiales; Lamiaceae. Bases 203 to 583 code for a protein of 126 amino acids. The record is from RefSeq and is a predicted model, not a curated record.
UUAGAUUAGUUACAUCCUAAGUAAUUAAAAAAUGCAGAAAAACUCACCCCGGCCACGUCGCGUCCCUCCUCGCCCGCGACGCCUCGGGCGGCGCGGCGCAUUCCCAACCGCCCAUUGCAGAUGGUAUUGUUCUAAUUUGAUUAUGAGCAGAGGCGAUUAGGUUUAGUUUCGUUUGAGAGGCAAAUCAGUCUAUCUUCAACGAAUGGGUAAAUUCAAAGAUGAUCACAAGCUCAAGAGCUCGUCGUCUUCUCCUCGAGAUGAAUCGAUGAGCAAAAGUCGCAGAUCUGAUAGAUCUUUCGAGCACCAUUCCUGUAAAGGGUUUAACAAUUUUGUUGGCCAAAAAGGGCGGGUUCCGGUUAGACCGAAGAGUUGGCCCGUGGAGACGGAUAAUACCCUAUCUUAUCCGUUGACGGAAUCAAACAACAAUGUUGAAGAUUACGAAAUCUCAGAUGACCAAAGGUACACGACCGAGGAGACGAAAUUGUUGACGCUCAUCUACAUGGACGUCUCAAAAGACUAUAUUUUGGGAGCGCGUCGCCACAAAGUACAACGAGUUCAUCCCGGUGAGGGCACGUCAUCGUGAUUGUGAUCAGUUGCGCAAACACUGGGCCCGAAUGCAGAAGGAUGUCUCCAAAUUCAUUGACAUCUUUACCAAUUGUCAGAAGAUGCAGGGUAUCAGUCAUAAUUUGGAUGAUAUUCGCCAAAAGGGGAAGGGUGCUUUCUUUGGCCACAAAGGAAGGAUGUUCGAGUACGAGGAUGUCUGGGCAAUUAUGCGAAGCAACCCCAAGCUUUUCAGCGGUUCCGUGGCUUCUAGUGUCCCGAAGAGAGCCAGGGUCUCCACCUCCGGACAGGACUCUGUGAGUGGUGCCUCCUUCGAUCUUGAUACUGCAAUGGAGGAGACGUCGGAGAGCCGACCAAUGGACACUAAAGCGGCCAAGAGGAAGGGGAAGGAAGGCUGUGGUGGCUCCAAGCAUUGCACUCGCUCAAGACCCUCAACUCGAUGAGUAUUCUCUAGAAUGGAAAAGCUAAAAAAGCAAUACUGAACAAAAAGAUGCUAGCACGAGAUAUGUCGUCUAUGAGCGAAAAGUAUAGGAAAUGGCAUCAAGAGCUGCUUGAUUUAGUUAGAAGCCAAGUAAUUCAGAAGUAAUUUAUGAUUUUAAACUUCCAGUAAGUUCCCAUGCCAACCUCUGUAGCUAAUGUUCUUGUCUCAUGAAGUUCACAAGCUAUUCUCCUAAUCAUUUGAGUAAUGUUCAAAAUGUUACUACUUUCUGCAA